Molecule: messenger RNA, 2265 nt
Organism: Arthroderma uncinatum
Lineage: Eukaryota; Fungi; Ascomycota; Eurotiomycetes; Onygenales; Arthrodermataceae
Exons: 5
Coding region: 1-2265 (754 amino acids)
Cellular component (GO): cytoplasm
Molecular function (GO): oxidoreductase activity
Source: RefSeq, a predicted model, not a curated record
AUGGCCCCUUCGCCUCCGAGACUUCGCAUUCUAUCAGUUGGUGGAAAUGCGGUGUCAGCCUUUCUUUCCUGGAGACUACAGGCUACGCAUUCUUGCGAUGUGACGCUGGUGUGGAAGUCGAGCUUUGAGACCGUACAGCAAUACGGCGUCUCCUUCAAAUCGAAAGUCUUUGGCAACGAACGCUUCAAGCCUCGACAUGUUGUCCGUACGCCAGAGGAAGGAGCGGCUAUAGAGCAGUCGUUCGAUUACGUGAUUCUCUGCGUCAAAGCCCUUCCAGAUGUCUACGACCUUGCUGGUGUUAUCGAAUCCGUCGUCACCCCCCAACACACCUGUAUCCUGGUCAACACAACUAGCACAAUAGGCAUCGAGGCUCACUUGGAACAGCGGUUCCCAAAGAAUGUUGUCCUUUCGCUAGUGUCUGCUGUCGAUAUCGUUCAGACUGGUAUGAGCGAGUUUGAACAUACAUCCUCCACCGAUAUGUGGGUGGGUCCGGCGUCGAAAAACGCCAUGAUUCCAACAGCGAUACAGAACGAUAUGGCUGCUGCCCUGGCCAUAACCCUCGGCACAGCUCAGGUGAACUGCAAGGUAUCUGAAAAUAUACUCCAGCAGCAGUACGAUCGUAUGAUCGGACCGAUUGCCUUUUACCCUCUCAGUGUGCUAUUCGAGACCUCGAACCAUAGUCAGCUGCUAGAGAAAGUCGGUCUACGCCAGAUGGUGUCCGACGUUCUCGACGAGUUGAUUACUCUGGCAAAAUCACAAGGAUGCAGCUUUGCAGACGACUUCAAGGAAAAGACUAUCCAGGCAAUGACCGUUCCGUCAGAGAACCCCAGCAUUAUGUAUCAGGAUUUCCAGGCUAGGCGGCCAAUGGAAAUUGAAACUUACCUUGGAACCCCAGUCAAGAUGGCGACCGAGAAUGGUGUAAAAAUCCCUCGUAUUGAGACGUUGUAUGCAAUGCUGCAUCAUAUUAAUACUACGAACCAAAACCGCCAACCCCCAACCGAACCCUCAUCACCGGUUUCCAUACACCCACCGCGGAUAUCGUCCGCUCCUCCCAGGCCACCGAUGAAUGGCGCCCCUCGAGGCGGAGGAAAUUAUCGAGGACAACCGCCGCCACCACGCCGAGGACCCUCUUCAAUGGGCAACAACCCAAGACCGCUCCCUCCUCAGGCAAAUGGUCACCUCCCACGAGGCCCUAAACAGGGCCUUCCCCGUGAUCUUUCCUACGAGGAUCCGGCCCUCGAUGAAUUCAGUCAUCUUGUACUCUACGAAGAUGGGCCCGAAGACGCCCAAUCUCAGCAUGGCGGAUACAACGGCCAUAUGAAUGGAGGGCCGCCACCAAAUGGUAUGGCACUGAAGGAGCGUGAACUCAUGCUUCGCCAACGGGAAAUAGCACUAAGAGAGCAAGAAAUGCAAAUGAGACGUCGCGGCGGCGGAAGGGCACCAUCGACUAGAGGCGGGUUUGAUGACGAUGACGAUGAUUGCUAUGACGUGCCGGACCACCGUGGCCCACCUAUGCCUCAAAUUGACCCUGAUAAUUUUGACAUGAUGAGCGUAACCUCUAAAAGGACUAGGAAAACCCCGACAGCGCCACAAAAAGAAUUCCGCAAGAACCCUGAACUGAACAAUUCACGCCCUCCCUCUGUUUUCAGUAGACACUUUGGCGCUGGGAGACAUCGUGCAAGUUCGAGGAUAGUGGAAGAGAUACCCGGGAUGCAUGACUCGCUCUUGGACAACCCUAUGAUGAGCUACUCGUCCAACCGAUACGGAAAUGUCGACAGGAGAGAGAUGCACAACGAAUCAAGGGCGAAUUCGUUGACAGCUGCCCGCGUUGGCGAGAUGGGACACGGUCCCUUCCCACCAAGCCGGAGAACCAGCCAGUCUCCAGGCCAUCCUCCCCACCCAAAUGGGAGGAUGAGUCGCCCAACUACAGGCCAUGAUGGUGGCCAAAUGCCACCUCCGCUACCAAAUGGAAUGGGCCACAACGGGAGGCCAUCACCCCCAGGAAUGAUGAGAGCCCCUGUACCAAGGCACCCGCCUGGUCAGGGGAAUGCUGUAAUGCCGCAUCAGGUCGAGCAACAUGUCGGGGUGAGCAAUCAUUCGUACCCUUCCAAAGGUCCUCCAAACAUUCGAAGUCUGACGGGCAGUGCGAGCGCCAGCGGGGAGAGUGGUGAUAGUGGUGCUAGCGCGCAUAUCGACUCAGAGAAUUCUGCCUAUAGUAGCCAGAGCAGCCUUGAUCCCCACCAUCGUGGACCUGCAAUCCGAUAA